UUCAGCAUUUUAAGCGCGGUGGUAACAGGGUUGGUCACCUUUUAGCACGGGAAGGAUUUCUCCGGAAACGCGAUGUCUGCUGGAUUGAGGAUGGUCCGAGUUGAUUCAGGCGAAGUUGCUGAAGAAGGUGAGAUAGUAGCUGAAGAGUUUCUUUUCGGUCAUGCUAAAGUGAAGCGUAGCCGUAUCGAAGAUCGGAUUAUCGAGACAUAUAUACACAAUUUAAGUGCGAGGGUACCACGUGUCAUUGAAAAACACUUGCAAGAGGCGGGAUUCUUACACGUGUCUCGUAUGCAUGGAAGGAUUAAAUUGGAGCCCGCACUUAUUAGUACGUUGCUAGAAAGAUGGAGACUUGAGACACACAUUCCAUCUUCCGUAUGGCGAGCGUACAGUUACACUCAAGAAUAUAAUAAUUUGCUACCAACUAUUAGGCAAUGUGCUAGACAAGUUUAGUGGUAGCCGUAUAGAAAUGAAAUGGUUAAAAGACAACAUCUCAUAUCUCGACAACUCAUCUAGUGCAGUUGAAAACAACAAUUUGUGUAACCAUACGUAUUGAGGUUAAUCGAAGGUCUUCUAAUGCCAGAUAAAUC
This is a messenger RNA of Gossypium arboreum, 587 nucleotides long. RefSeq lists its product as uncharacterized. The record is from RefSeq and is a predicted model, not a curated record. The transcript is spliced from 3 exons. NCBI's taxonomy places the organism in Eukaryota, Viridiplantae, Streptophyta, Magnoliopsida, Malvales, Malvaceae. The coding region runs from base 73 to 450 and encodes 125 amino acids.